This is a messenger RNA of Daucus carota subsp. sativus, 1320 nucleotides long. Its product is annotated as cycloeucalenol cycloisomerase. Gene Ontology annotation, molecular function: cycloeucalenol cycloisomerase activity. Lineage: Eukaryota; Viridiplantae; Streptophyta; Magnoliopsida; Apiales; Apiaceae. The coding region runs from base 44 to 1009 and encodes 321 amino acids. The record is from RefSeq and is a predicted model, not a curated record. The transcript has 8 exons.
UUAAAUCUAAUAUUAAAGUAAUCAUUGUCGUACAACCAAUCAUAUGAUAGAGAUAAUAAUGGAGUCAUGCAGUAGUAUAAGAGUCUUUGUUCAUAUAUUAACUCAGCCACUGAAGCAAGCACAAGAUCAAGAUUUCAAAAUGGAAGGUGAUAAGGCAGCACCAGUUUCUUCAACUAGCAGUCUGUGGUUAGCACCUAAUCCGAGCAAGAGAUGGGGCGAACUGUUCUUCCUCAUUUACACUCCCGUCUGGCUUACUCUUAUACUCGGGGUUAUUGUUCCCUACAAGCUCUACGAGGAUUUCAAGGAAUUGGAGUACCUAAUAGUUGGACUAGUCUCAGUGGUUCCUGCUUUUGUGAUACCACUGUUCGUUGUUGGAAAGGCCGAUAGCUAUAUUCCUUUGAAGGAUCGUUACUGGGUCAAGGCUAAUGUUUGGAUACUUAUCUUCAGCUACGUCGGAAACUAUUUCUGGACACAUUAUUUUUUCACCAUCUUAGGCGCGUCUUAUAGCUUCCCAUCAUGGAAGAUGAACAACGUACCUCACAUGACCUUUUUCCUGGCACAUGUGUGCUUCUUGUUCUACAAUGUUACAUCAAACUUCACUCUCCGCAGGCUACAAUAUGCAGUUGCUGGCUUGCCACAAAAAGUCCGGUGGGUCGCGAAGGCUGCAUGGAUUCUGGCCUCCUCUUAUUUCAUUGCAUACCUAGAGACGUUAGCUAUUUCAGAUUUCCCUUACUAUGAAUUCGCGGAUCGAGCUUCCAUGUACAAAAUUGGUUCAGCAUUUUAUGCAAUAGACUUUAUCAUAAGCUUCCCCAUGUUUUCGAGGAUUGACGAGAUACCUGGCGAUAACUGGGACUUGUCAAGAGUAGCUGUCGAUGCAUUAGGCGCUUCAAUGCUUGUCACAAUAAUACUUGACCUGUGGCGUAUUUUCCUAGGUCCAAUUGUUCAUGUUCCACAUACAAACCAAUGCCUCCAACCCGGACUACCUUGGUUUUCUGGACAUACUACAUAACAUUAUAUUUAAUUAAACGGUUUUUCUAUGGUGUGCCCAUGGGCACACACUAAGCACCAAAAUUGAUGAAUUUGGAUGGUUUCUAUUGGUUUAGCCUUUUUAAUAAUGGUAGACCCCCUGCAUUUACAACAACCACACCAAUCAAAACCCUCCAAUUCUAUAGUUUUUAGUGCUUCGCAUGUGCCCAUGGGCACACACUAGACAAACCGUUAAUUAAAUCACUCAUGUUGGUUGUUAAAAGUAGUAAAAAUGUAAAUUUUAUGUGUGUGUGUAUGUAUUCGAAAAAGAAAUAAGAAGAAAACAUCUUUGAU